GCUUAUAUAAUUUGAAAAUGGCCGACUACAGCUCUAAGAAAUUUCAGCCAAAUGCUGGCGAUUGGAUUUGUGGGGAUAAGAAAUGUGGUAACGUAAAUUUUUCUAAACGGGAAAAAUGUAAUCGCUGUGGUAGAAGCCGAAUGGACGGUGAAGUAUAUCAGAAAGGCGGAAUGGAGAUCGGAAAGAACAUAGCUGAAAAGAGCAAAGGCCUUUUUUCAGCUGAUGAUUGGCAAUGCAAAACUUGUGGCAAUAUUAAUUGGGCCAGACGAAAUGCCUGCAACAUUUGCAACGCACCUAAACAUGGUAAAGUGGAAAAGAGAACUGGCUACGGUGGCGGUUUCAUGGAACGUGACGAGGUGGUAGAAUACAAAGAGUACAAAGAUGAGGAUAAUGAGUAUGAUGAGUUUGGGAGAAAAAAAAAAGAAUAUAGAGUAUCUGCUGUGACCAAGAAGGACUCAGGAGAGAGUGGUCGUGCUGAUGGUGAUGAAGAUGACGAUAGCGGAAUUCUCGAAGAUCAUCCCAUCUUUCAUCAUCGUCUUCGUCGUCAUAUCGGAGUCGAUCAAGAUCGAGGUCGAGAGAUCGUAAAAGAAGUCGACGAAGGGGAUACUCAUCAAGCAGAUCUAGAUCAAGAUCCAGAUCACGUUCAAGGGACAGAUACAGAAGGAGGAGAUCGUCUCCAGAUCGGCAUUCAAGAAGGCGAAGGAGUAGAUCUUAUGACAGGCGAAGAAGAUCAAGGUGAUAAUAUAACUUUUGUUGUUGUUAGAUAUCUUAAAAGAAUAUCAUUCUUUUAA
Dimorphilus gyrociliatus is the source of this 791-nucleotide messenger RNA. Lineage: Eukaryota; Metazoa; Annelida; Polychaeta; Dinophilidae. The record is from the annotation of a GenBank genome assembly.